AUGGGAGAUUCAAACCCUUCUGCUACGGAUCCUGAAAGUGAAAUUUUCGGACUAACAUACAACGUUUCUGUUAUGUCUAAAGUAAAAUAUUCUGCAAUGGGAUCUCUGUUUCCUUGUCUUCCAGAUGAAAUUUGGUUGGAGUGCCUGCUGAGGGUGGAGUUGAACUCUCAUCACAACCUCAGGCGUGUCUGCAAAAGCUGGAACGCUGCAUUGAAAAACCCUCACUUCUAUCAAGGAAGAAAUUUUUUGAAGAUUUCCGAGCAACGGAUUUGUAUGCUCCAAAACAUAAACGGCGUCUGCAAGAGAAUAGCGUUAUACGACAUGCAGAAGAACUCGUGCAAAAAUCUACCGCCUAUUCCCGCAAAUAUUCUCCGCAUCUUAAGCUGCUAUUUCGUGAAACAAAAACUAGUUUUGUUGACGGAUAUGGUUGCCGAAAAUACAAGGAGUUGGAUAUGGUUGUACGAUUUUUCUUGUUCCAAAUGGCGGCAGGGCGCUCAAAUGACUAGAUGGCAGACUGGAUUUGCCUCCGCAGCGGAUGAGCACGGGGGACUGAUUUAUGUGGGUGGAGGGUACGGCGGGUUUUACAACCCGGUCCGUAGCGCUUCAGUUUACAAUGUGGAGGAGGACAAGUGGCAUCGUCUCCCCGACAUGAACACCUACAUGGAGGAUCUUAGAGGUGUUUUUGCUGACGGCAAGUUUUAUGUACUGGGCAAGCCGUCUUGGCCCACUUUUGAGGUUUUUGAUUCCUACACGAGAAGUUGGAAAACUCUCGAGAAUAGAUUCAACAGUAUGCAUUUCUUAAGUGUAUUUGGACGCUUGCAUUGUUUGUCUAGUAGGGGAUUGAUUGAAUAUGACUAUAGCCAAGACAAGCUACACAUUGUAGGGCCUCUUCCAACGGAAGACUGUGAGAUAAUUAACUUCGCUGUAGUGGUUGGCCAUAAAAUCUUUUUGAACAAAUGGGAUCCCAUUGAAAUUGAAAGUUUUUAUAUGCUUGCACCUCCAAAUGAGACAGAAGGAGAAAUCAAGUGGGUUGGCAUUGAGAGACUAUCGGGCCUCAAGGGUUCUGCUAUACAUGCUGCUACCCAAGUGGAUCUUUGA
Cryptomeria japonica (Japanese cedar) is the source of this 1098-nucleotide messenger RNA. RefSeq names its product F-box/kelch-repeat protein At1g80440. Lineage: Eukaryota; Viridiplantae; Streptophyta; Pinopsida; Cupressales; Cupressaceae. The record is from RefSeq and is a predicted model, not a curated record. The transcript has a single exon. The coding region runs from base 1 to 1098 and encodes 365 amino acids. Gene Ontology annotation, biological process: regulation of phenylpropanoid metabolic process; negative regulation of cytokinin-activated signaling pathway. Gene Ontology annotation, molecular function: protein binding.